AUGGGCGGCAAAGCGAGCCAGCCUGAGCCACCUAAGCCUGCUCCCAACUUGCAGGAUGCCGCGAGCAACCUAGAGCAGAAAAUCGAAGAGCUCGGAGCAAAGAUCCAAAAGGCCGAUGAGGAGGCGAGGCAGUGGGUGGCAAAGCAAAGCACAGAUGCAACUGCCAAAGCUCGCGCCAUGCAAGCCCUGAAGCGCAAGAAGCUCUACGAGCAGCAACGUGAUCAGUUGGUGGACACCCAGUUCAAUGUGGAAAACCUUGCCUUCCAGCAAGAGCAGGCCGAGAUCACCGCGGGGACUGUCGCUGCCAUGAAGAAGGCGACCGAUCAGCUCAAGAACCAGACGCAGAAGAUCGGAGUUGAUCAAGUUGACAAGCUGACCGAUGAGAUGGCAGACAUCGCUGCGGAAAUGAAGGACAUCCAGUCGGCGCUUGCUGCACCCUCAGCAGUCGGCUCUGCGGCAGAGGAUGAGGCUGAGAAGGAGUUGAUGGCAUUGUAUGCCCAGCAGGAAGACAAAGAAGCAGAGGAGGCAAUGUCCAUCCUCGCUGCCGGAGGUGGUGGGUAUGCGAGCACCACUCCGGCUGGCUUACAUGUGCGUGAGGUACGCACUGUUGAUGCGGUGAACACCUUGGCAACAGAUCUGGCUCAGGAUGAUGCCACCAGCGAUAUUGGUCUUAUCGUCUCUUGUGGUAGCCCGGUGGUCCUCACGGAACCAGUCGACCUACGUGAGCAUGUUGCCAAAACGACAGCAGCAAUGCUACAGUUUCCGAAUGCGCCCGUGGUUGGCAUUUGCUACGGAAUGCAGCUCCUAACGCUACUCUAUGGUGGAAAGCUUGCAGAGAAUUGUCGAGCAGUGGAUGUUGCCUAUGCCUACUUCCUGUGCCAGCUGGAAGGUGAAGACUGGCGGCAGUUCACCAGUAAACAGCUGACGUCUGCCUUGCUGGCACUGGGCAGGCACCAGGAUUGGCAGGCUGCGCUGAGACUUCUGCAUGACGUGCAAGGGUCCGACAGCUGUCAUGCAGAGACGAACAUCUUCAGUUAUGGUGCAGCGAUCGCAGCUUGUGAAAGGAGUGCCCAGUGGGCAUGGGCCCUGCAGCUUCUGGACGAUUUGAUCACCAACGGUUUCGAGCCGAACGUCAUUGUCUGGAGCUCUGCAUGCAGUGCCUGUGACAAGGCAGAGCACUGGCUGGAGUCGCUCCGUCUUUUGAGCCAGAUGCCUGGCAAGAAGUUGCAGCCGAACGUGAUCUCCUACGGGGCUGCGCUGAGCGCGUGUGCACGCGUCGCAAAGUGGCAGCAUGCCAUCGCGCUCUUGGAAGAUGUGUCGGCUGAGGACAUUGACAUGAACAUCGUGCUUUGGAACUCUGCUAUAACGGCCUGUGCCAGGGCUGGCGAAUGGCCUUUGGCAUUGCACCUGUUGGAGCUACUUCAGCAGGAAGGCUUGCAGCCUGACGUACUCAGCUUUAAUGCCUGCAUCACCGCGGCUGGGGCUGGUAGCCGUUGGCAGCUUUCGCUUUCGCUUUUUGACUUGGCGGAGUCAGUUGGCCGAAGCGUUGUCACCUACAACGCUGUGCUGGCGGCCUUCGAGGCAGCUGGUGAAUGGUUACCGGCUCUGAGUCUGCUGGGUCAGCUGCGGAGCAGCGAGGCCCUCAGUGUGGACAACAUCUCCUUUGCAUCUGCAAUCUCCGCAUGCCAGAAAGCUUCGCGCUGGGAGAGAUCCCUCCAACUACUCUGGCAAACGGAGGCUAGCGGACUCAGCCCAGACAUCGUGUGUUUUAACGCUGCCAUCAGCGCCUGCGACCGCUGCUUCGAAUGGCAGCGAAGCCUCUGGCUCCUCCGUGAGCUCUGUCGGCGCCGGCUUCGCCCGGACGCCGUCACAUUCGCUUGUGUGGUCUCUGCUUGUGCAAAGACUGGGCGCUGGAGUCAGGCCCUCUCCUUGCUGAGAGUUGCCAGGACCCGCACCGUGGAGGUCGGCUCCUUCGCCGCCAGUUCCCUGCUCCGCUCGUCGAGCGUUGCAGAGCCCAUGGAAGGCCGCACCGGUGCCUGGCAAAGCUCGAUUGAUGCAGUCAAAAGCCUUCGGUGCUCCAACCUAAAGUUGGACAUUGUCGGCGGCAAUGCGAUGCUGGUCACGGCUUCAACCGCACAGCGCUGGGGCUGGAUCCAGGCUCUAUCCAUGCUAGCCGAGAUGGCUUUCUGCAGUCUGGCUCUGUCGGAGGUAAGCUGCCGUGUUGCUGUGGCAGGGUGUGCCGCCAAAAGCUGGACCGGUGCUCUGGCACUGCUGUUUGGCAACCCUGCUGCAUGGAUGCCGGUUGAGCUCAACUCCUGCGCCAUCGCCUGUGAAAGGAUGCAGCAUCCACUCCCGAUGCAGCGGUUGUUGCACUUGGCGGAGAUUCAAGGAGCCAACGUGCUUCACAGCACGCGAAUCCGCGAAGUCUGUCGAAGCUGCUGA
Messenger RNA from Symbiodinium sp. CCMP2456, 2442 nucleotides. Lineage: Eukaryota; Dinophyceae; Suessiales; Symbiodiniaceae. The record is from the annotation of a GenBank genome assembly.